Erigeron canadensis is the source of this 1204-nucleotide messenger RNA. RefSeq names its product AP2/ERF domain-containing protein PFD0985w-like. NCBI's taxonomy places the organism in Eukaryota, Viridiplantae, Streptophyta, Magnoliopsida, Asterales, Asteraceae. The record is from RefSeq and is a predicted model, not a curated record. The transcript has a single exon. Bases 157 to 1095 code for a protein of 312 amino acids.
GUAUUUCUCACAAUCAUUUCUCACAUUUUUAACUAAUUUUCACUCCUCAAUAACUUUUUUAACAAAUUUUGUUUCAUAUAUCUUGGAUCUGAAAUUUAGUUAACCUUUUUGAUUGGACAUCAAAAAAUACCGAUACCGAUACAGAUACAAAUACAGAUGGAUAUGAGUUCGGAUACAGAUCGUCACAACAACGAUCCACUUAAAGAAGACGUCGCAGUGGACAAUAUACUUAGCCAAGAAUUACACAAGCUAGACUUCAAUGAUAAUAAUGCGGAUAUUGGUGCGACGCAUCAUGAAAAUGAACAUCGCGAUGAUGACGAAAAUGAUGAUGAUGAUGAUUUUACUUUCGUGUUUAUAGGCGAUGAUGAAAAUAAUUCAUCGCCGGGUGGUAUUUACGCGUUUGAAGAGGGUCAAAAUUUCCCGUUAUUUGAUCAAAAGUUGUUAUUAGAUGGCACUGAAUAUGAACUUGAACAAGUUCAUGAUCAUCAAAAAUAUUUACCUUUCCAACCCCCGGUAAAUAGAGUUUUUACCGAGAUGCCUCCUCGAGGAGGAUCCGAGUCGUCGUCAUCUAAAAAGUUGGAUGAUCACGAAGAAGCUGUUGCGGGUCCAUAUUGCGAAUGGUCAUCAACUAGUAAUAAUAAUUCAUCACAUAAUCAUGAUCAAAACGGCCUCAGUAAAAAAAGUAAUUCUACUGGAUUCUCAAAACUAUGGAGAUUAAGAGAAAAAGUUCAUAGAAGCAAUAGUGAUGGUCGUGACGCUUUUGUGUUUCUCAAACACUCCUCUAAUGAUCAUAAAACGACGUCGUCUUCAUCGGCAUCAUUGUCUACAACAAAGGCGGUUGUUAGUCAUGGGGAUGAUCAUGGAAGUCGUCACGGGACUUUUGUCAAGGUUAAUAAUAACGGAAAUGGAUCAGCACGGAAGGGGCCUAAAGUUGUUAAAAAGACGACGAUUUCGGCACACGGGGCUUACAUGAGAAGCAGAGGCGGACACACGGAAGAAGAACGCCGGAAAUCCUACUUGCCUUACCGCCCGGAAUUGAUGGGGUUCUUUACUAAUGUACAUGGUGGCUUAAGCAAAAAUGUUCACCCUUAUUAAAUUAUAAUAAUAAAUUGUUAAUUGUUAGUAUAUUAUGUGUCUUGUAACAUUUAUUGUGUUUUUUAUGUAUAGUGUAAAGGAAAAGGAGUUAUCAAUGUCUGAUUGUUUA